This is a messenger RNA of Anopheles marshallii, 1782 nucleotides long. It is a transcript of the gene Ttc26, whose product is annotated as intraflagellar transport protein 56. Gene Ontology annotation, molecular function: intraciliary transport particle B binding; protein binding. The coding region runs from base 1 to 1782 and encodes 593 amino acids. Lineage: Eukaryota; Metazoa; Arthropoda; Insecta; Diptera; Culicidae. Gene Ontology annotation, cellular component: ciliary base; ciliary basal body; intraciliary transport particle B. The record is from RefSeq and is a predicted model, not a curated record. Gene Ontology annotation, biological process: intraciliary transport involved in cilium assembly; intraciliary anterograde transport. The transcript has 3 exons.
AUGGGUCAAUCCGAGGUGCAUAUGUACAGGAGCAUAUUAAACACGCUUGCGUCAACCAACGCUUCCGUUACCAUAACAACUCGCUAUUACAAACAAGCGAAGAAUACGCUACCGGCCACAUACACUAUACUUUCUCGCACAAAAUCCGAAUCGGCCAAAGGGAACCGUAAUUCCGCUGGUUCCGGUACAGUGCGCACCGUUACCAUCCCUUCGUUCGAAGAUUUCCUUCUCAAGCGGGAUUACAUCGGAGCGAAAACGGUCCUACAGUGCUCCAAAGAUUAUGACGAAGUGCCGGAACAGCUCAAGCAACUAUGGACGGGAUUUUGCGACUUUCACAUCGGUGAGUACAAACGUGCCUUGCAGCUGUACGAAAAAAUCUACGCAGCGGACGGUACACUGCACGAUGUAGCGCUCAACAUUUGUGUGUGCAUGUUUUACCUUGGCAUGUACGAUGAGGCUCAAAAGUUGGUGGAGGAACUGCCGCAAAGUCCGCUCAAGAUACGACUACUGUUCCAUCUCGCGCACAAGCUGAGUGACGAGGAUCGGCUAAUGGAGCUGCACGGCUCACUACGCGAUGUCGUCGAAGAUCAGCUCAGCCUGGCCGGGAUGCAUUAUCUACGGUCACACUACCAGGAAGCGAUCGAUAUUUACAAACGGGUGCUGCUAGAUAAUAAGGAUCUUCUUGCGCUGAACGUGUACGUUGCAAUCUGUUACUAUAAACUCGACUACUAUGAUAUCUCGCAGGAGGUGCUCGAUCUAUACCUCAACCAAUUCCCCGACAGUACGAUCGCAAUCAAUCUGAAGGCGUGCAAUCGGUUCCGUCUGUUUAACGGUAGAGCAGCGGAACAGGAGAUAAAACAUCUUGUCGAAAGUGGUACAUUCGGGGCAGAUUUGAUCCGGCACAACCUCGUGGUGUUUCGGAAUGGUGAGGGUGCGCUGCAAGUUUUGCCGCAGCUGAUCGACAUCGUGCCGGAGGCACGUCUAAACCUUGCCAUCCACCAUCUGCGUCGUGGUGAGAUUCAAGAGGCGCACUAUCUCAUGAAAGAGGUACAACCGACGGUACCGCAGGAGUACAUCCUGAAGGGUGUAGUACAUGCUGCCCUCGGUCAGGAAACAGGCUCCAAGGAGCAUCUGAAAAACGCCCAACAAUGUCUGCAUCUUGUCGGUGGGUCAGCGUCCGAGUGUGACACCAUCCCCGGUCGGCAAAGUAUGGCGUCGGCAUUUUUCCUGUACGGACAGUUCGAGGAAGUGCUGGUGUAUCUGAACUCGAUCCGUAGCUACUUCGUAAACGACGACACGUUCAACUAUAACUACGCACAGGCGAAGGCUGCUACCGGGUACUACAAAGAGGCGGAAGAGUUACUGCUCCAGAUACACGACAUCACCAUCAAGACGGACAGUACGUUCUCGAUGGUGUUGGCCAAAUGUCACAUACAUGCGGGCCAUGCGGACCAAGCCUGGAAUAUCUUCCUCACGAAGGAUUCUACACCGGAUGCGUUCGCGCUGCUGCAGCUGAUUGCGAACGACAGUUAUCGGGUCGGUGAGUUCUGGAUUGCUGCGAAGGCGUUUGAUACACUGGAGAAGCUGGAUCCAAAUCCGGAGUACUGGGAGGGUAAGCGCGGUGCGUGUGCCGGAGCCGUACAGGCCAUUCUGGCCAAGCGUGGUAGUGGAGCACCGCCCGGAGGAGUGUCCGAGAUCAUUUCUCUUCUGCGAGAUUCGACAAACGCCCAAGCGGAAGGGAUGUUACGUGUUAUCCGACGGUUUGCAAGUAGCAUUAAGUAG